Messenger RNA from Bombina bombina (fire-bellied toad), 1443 nucleotides. RefSeq names its product protein kinase C theta type-like. The record is from RefSeq and is a predicted model, not a curated record. Lineage: Eukaryota; Metazoa; Chordata; Amphibia; Anura; Bombinatoridae. The transcript is spliced from 11 exons. Bases 1 to 1443 code for a protein of 480 amino acids. Gene Ontology annotation, molecular function: protein kinase activity; ATP binding. Gene Ontology annotation, biological process: protein phosphorylation.
AUGGUGACUACCUUUUCUGAAUUGUAUGGCACUUUAUAUGAUGGAAAGAAGGUUUCAGACACACCUGAAAUAGCAACCCUACUCCACAGAUUCCUGACCGAGGCUAAAUUAUCAAAGAUAUCAAAAGAGGACCUAGAUAACCUGAAUGCCAAGAUUACGGUAUCAGAGGUUUUGGCAAUAGUUAAAGAAUUGAAAAGAGGUGGGCUGGUUCGAGUUUGUAGUGAACCUGGCAUGAACAUGGCUGGUGUUAUCCGGAUCCCUGAAGACGCGGUCCUGGUCCGUGGUCUGGGCCUGCUGCAAAACCUGCGGGCAGGAGGAAGCUCUGUUCAGCCGUCAACUUCCCAAGUCAAGGUCUCUAUCUCCUUUGAAAGUCUAACCUUUCAUAAGGUGAUUGGAAAAGGCAGCUAUGGAAAGGUCAUGUUGGCAUCAUCGUCUUGCUGUAAAGAAUUACUUGCAGUUAAAGCCAUAAGACUGAAUUCUCUGCUAGAAGGGGCUAGAAAGCGCACACAGGUGGAGCGCAGAAUACUUGACAUCGCUAAGAACUGCCCCUUUCUGACACAUGCCUAUGCUGCAUUCCAGAAUAUGGAUUAUGUCUUCUUUGUGAUGGAGUGGUUGAGAGGUGGGGAUUUGCUGCAUCACAUACAAAAAAAUGGGCAGCUUUGCAUUCAGAGAACAAGAUUCUAUGCAGCAGAGAUUGUUUGCGGAGUCCAAUUUUUGCAUUCCAGGAAAAUCAUCCAUCGGGACCUAAAACCAGAAAAUAUUCUUCUGGAUGGACAAGGUCAUGUAAGAAUAGCGGACUUUGGCCUUGCAGCUGACAAUGUAGAUGGCUGGAUAAAAGGACCUAUCAUGGGAACACGUGGAUACAUUGCUCCAGAGAUGUACUUACGGAGGAGAUACAAUGCCGCUAUUGACUGGUGGGCCGUUGGUGUAAUCAUUUGCGAAAUGGCAACUGGGAAGCAACCAUUCGACAAGAAACUGACCUUAGGUAAUUUCAAGGCAUCAGUUGUCUGGGAUGAGCCAUUUUAUCCUGAGUGGCUUGGACUCUUAGAAAAAGAUCUUGUUACCAAGCUCCUUUGUAAAAGUCCACUGAAAAGACUGGGUACAAAUGAUGACAUUCGCCUCCAUCCUUUUUUUAGUCCUAUUGAUUGGGUGAAACUGGAGCAGCAGAAACUUGAGCCCCCAUUUGUACCACAGGCAUAUCAUCUUCAAAAGCCUGGAGCAUGCCAGUUUCACCAGUCUCUUAAAAGGACAUUUAAUGCUGUUCAGCUUUUGUCUAAGGCAUGCAAGAGAGCUUACCACCAACUCUCUAACAGUGCCAUUAAAGAAUAUCCACCUCUACAAAAUCCAUAUGCACUAAGUCACAGGUCUCCUUCAGUGGCAUUUAAAAAAAAAAAAAGCUGCAGUGAGUUUCAGAUUUCCAACUCAAUACGAUCUCUGCGAUGA